AUAAAAACAGCUUGUGAUAUCAUAGAGUUUCCAAAACCAAAACAAACAAAACCAACGACUUGACAACUUAGUAUUCACUGUUGAAGUCUUCAACGGAGCGAAAAAAAAAAAACUACUUUGCUCUAGUAGUCGAGGAGUGAGGAGAGGAGGACACGUGUCCUCUUGAGCCCAGCCGGAGAGUCGGAGAGAUGGAGACGACGCCGUUGAUCGACAGCGGUGACUACACGCCGGCGAGGAGCUUGGCGGAGGUGAGGUGGGUGUUUUGGAGAGAGACAGUGAAGGUGUGGAAGAUAGCUGGACCAAUUGCGUUCAACAUUAUUUGUCAGUACGGCACCAAUUCCAUCACCAACAUCUUCGUCGGACACAUCGGUGCAGUCGAGCUCUCCGGCGUAGCUAUUGCUCUCUCUGUUAUCGGAACUUUCUCUUUCGGUUUCAUGCUUGGUAUGGGGAGUGCGCUCGAGACGCUUUGUGGUCAAGCAUUUGGUGCUGGACAAGUUCACUUGCUUGGCGUUUACAUGCAGCGAUCAUGGAUUAUCCUAUGGGUUACCUGCAUCAUUCUCUUGCCAAUUUACAUCUUUGCGACCCCAGUUCUAAAGCUUCUGGGGCAAGAAGAUGAUGUAGCUGAUAUUGCAGGAAGAUUUACUAUAUUAAUUAUUCCUCAGUUAUUCUCACUUGCCAUCAAUUUCCCUACAUCGAAAUUCCUUCAAGCCCAGAGCAAGGUUAAUGUGAUUGCCUGGAUCGGUUUUGUGGCUCUAAUAUUACACGUAUUACUGCUUUGGCUUUUCAUUUAUGUAUUCGAUUGGGGUUUAGCUGGUGCAGCCAUAGCAUUUGACAUCACAAGUUGGGAAAUUGCUAUAGGUCAGGUUGUCUAUGUUGUGGUUUGGUGCAACGAAGGGUGGACUGGGUUGUCCUGGUCGGCAUUCAAAGAGAUAUGGGCCUUUGUUAGGCUCUCCCUUGCAUCAGCAGUGAUGCUUUGCUUAGAGAUCUGGUAUUUUAUGAGCAUAAUAAUUCUAACUGGUCACCUUGAUAAUGCAGUGGUUGCUGUUGGUUCCCUAUCUAUUUGCAUGAAUAUCAAUGGGUGGGAAGCCAUGUUGUUCAUUGGAAUAAAUGCAGCUAUAAGUGUCCGAGUUUCCAAUGAGCUCGGGUUGGGGCAUCCAAGAGCAGCGAAAUACUCUGUUUAUGUGACAGUCUUUCAGUCUCUCCUUAUUGGGAUCUUUUUCAUGGUUGUUAUCCUGAUAACUAAAGACUAUUUUGCUGUCAUAUUUACAAGUAGUACAGAGUUACAAGAAGCUGUCUCUCGCCUAGCAGUCCUCCUUGGUGUGACCAUGGUUCUUAACAGUGUUCAACCUGUGAUUUCAGGGGUUGCCGUUGGCGGUGGGUGGCAAGCAUUGGUGGCUUAUAUAAACUUGGGUUGUUAUUACAUUUUCGGGCUUCCAUUUGGAUACCUUCUUGGUUAUAAAGCAAAUUUAGGAGUGAUGGGACUUUGGGGGGGCAUGAUAAGUGGAACUGCUCUACAAACUUUGCUUCUCUUGAUUGUACUCUAUAAAACCAACUGGAACAAGGAGGUGGAACAAACAACUGAACGCAUGCGGAAGUGGGGUGGCCAAGACAUCAACAUCGAGAAGAUAACCGAUAAUGUGUGAACUUGCUUAUUAACAAACUGGAUUAUUAUUACUUCCAAGUUCCAACAAUUUUGAAGUCCUUUAAAUGGUCUCAAAAUAACUAACCCCCUAAGACAUUGCAUGUUAAUGUUGUUCGGGGUGUUACAUUUAGUUUUUGCAUUGUAGUACUCCAGUUUUCAUUUUGGCCACAAUUUUGAGGCUGGAGUUAGCAGCAUCUGCAUAAUUGGAGAUGCAUGUUGCAGAUCUUUGAUUUAAAGAGUCCUGCUAUCUCUGAAACUAGCUAGAUCCAGUUUAAAUGUAUGCGUUGUAAGCUUAGCUGACAUUAUUGAAGAUGGUUAAGAUUAUUUAUUUCC
Messenger RNA from Quercus robur (English oak), 1975 nucleotides. RefSeq names its product protein DETOXIFICATION 35. The record is from RefSeq and is a predicted model, not a curated record. Gene Ontology annotation, molecular function: antiporter activity; xenobiotic transmembrane transporter activity. Gene Ontology annotation, cellular component: membrane. NCBI's taxonomy places the organism in Eukaryota, Viridiplantae, Streptophyta, Magnoliopsida, Fagales, Fagaceae. Gene Ontology annotation, biological process: xenobiotic detoxification by transmembrane export across the plasma membrane. Bases 189 to 1643 code for a protein of 484 amino acids. The transcript has 7 exons.